AUGAAACGGGCCUAUCUCCCUGCUCAAUUACCUUGUGUUGAUAUUUCUUGUCCAGUAGUGGGUGGUUCUAGUAGUGGUCCUGUUAUAGUUGAUUCUGUUAAUAAGGAUCUCCAGGUGAAUUCUCUGCCACCUCAAGGUACUGAACUGGAUGGGGGUAAGUUUGAAAUUGGUGGUGGUGGUGGUAAAGUGAAGACCAUCCAGCCUUCCCAAGCUGGUGCUGGUAAAGUGGAGACCUUGCAGUAUUCCCAAAUUUCUUCUGAUGUUGCUCCUAGCCAGGGUAGUAACCCUCAACUGAAGAGAGGAAGAGGUAGGCCUGCUAAAGAGAGGAGUAAAACCAAUGUGGGUGGCUCAAAGAACAAAUAUGAGGUGCUUAGUUCUAUUGAUCCUGAUGUUAUGCUUAGAAUGGCUUCUGUGGACUCUGGUAGGAAGCAAAGAGAAGCAUCCUUAGGUGUUGAGAAGUUAUUACAUGAUCUGAAACUUAAGAAAAAAGAAAAUGUGAGUAAAGCUAAGAAAUUGGAAGAAUGUGGUGGUGUUUCUUCCUCUCCCCCUGUUAUUGGCAUUUUGUGUCUCCUUGAAACGAGAGUUAAAGAGAAUAAUUCUGGGAUCAUCUUGAAUAAAAAAUUUGGAGACUGGGAUUUUUGUUGUAACUACAACCAUGCAACCAAUGGUCGUAUUUGGGUUCUAUGGCACAAAAGCAUUAGUUGUUCUGUCAUUUCAUGUUAUGAUCAUAGUGUUUCCAUUAGGUCAACCUUUGGGGGUAAGUCCUUUUGCAUUACUGCAGUUUACGGUUUCAAUGAAGGUAGUCUUCGAAAGCACCUAUGGGAUCAUCUAAGGCUUAUGGAAAGUAUAGUUGGAAAUGAGCCAUGGUUGAUAGGUGGUGACUUUAAUGUCACUCUCAAUUCCUAUGAAAGCUCUAUUCCUAUUAAUGUAGCUACGAGAGGAGACAUCUCCGAUUUUCAAAACUGUGUGGAUGUGUUAGGCCUCUCUGACCAUCCUUUUUCUGGCCCCUUAUUUACAUGGUCUAACAAGCAGCAGGGUUCGUUUUUAGCCCGGAAUCUCGAUCGUGUCCUUAUCAAUCCGGUUUGGUUUGGUUCUUUUGCUGACUCGGAGGUUGAAUUUCUAGCUCCUGGAGACUCUGACCACUGCCCUGCCUUUGCCUGGUUAUAUAAGUUUGCACCAGUCUCUAGACCGAAGCCCUUCAAGUUUUUAAAUUUUUGGACUCUCCACCCUCGGUUUAUGGAUGUUGUUGAAGAAUCUUGGCAGGUUCCUUCUUCAGGAAACCCAGCUCAGGUUCUAUUUUUGAAGCUCAAGAGAUUGAAGCGAUGUCUCAAAGACCUUAAUAGAUCUCAUUUCAGUGACAUUUAUGGUUUGAUCAAGGAAAAGAGAGAAGAACUCCAAAAAAUUCAGUUGGCCAAUUUAGAUCCUGGUGCCUCUGGCCAGGAUGUUAGUUUGGAAUUGGAGAUUGAAAAAGAAUUGAAAGCCCUUGAAAUUACUGAAUUGCUCUUUUACAAACAGAAAGUAAAGGUAAAUUGGCUCAAGGAGGGUGACCAAGGAACCAAAUUCUUCCAUUCCAUGGUGUCUAUUAGAAGGAAGAGUACCACCAUUAGAAUGCGUUAUGAUCAAAAUAGAACCAGACUGGAUACUUUCGAGGACAUGGCUAAUGAGGUGGUUAGGUUUUUUAAAAAUCAGCUGGGUAUGGCAGACUCAGGUGUCAUUGGUUCAAGUGUCAGCACCAUUAGAAAUCUGCUUGGUUAUUCACUCCCUUUGGAGGCUGUUGAUUUUCUCUGCAGUGAGGUCUCUGACUUGAAAAUCAAAGAUGUUAUUUGGGGGCAAGGGAAUGAUAAAUCCCCUGGCCCUGACGGUUACAACCCUUUUUUCUUCAAGGCUGCAUGGUCAAUUGUUGGUGAGGACUUCAAGAACGCAUUUAGGUUUUGUUUCAAUGAAUCCUUUAUUCUCCCUUCUUUUAAUGCUACUGCUAUAGUCCUUGUGCCUAAGAUCCCUAAUCCCAGCUCUAUCACAGAUUUUAGACCUAUUUCACUCUGCUCGGUUAUCUAUCAGACAGUGACUAAAAUCCUUGUUAAUCGGUUAUCUAUUGUUUUCUCUGGCAUGGUUUCAUUUAAUCAAACUGCUUUUUAUUAA
Messenger RNA from Hibiscus syriacus, 2139 nucleotides. RefSeq lists its product as uncharacterized. The coding region runs from base 1 to 2139 and encodes 712 amino acids. The record is from RefSeq and is a predicted model, not a curated record. The transcript is spliced from 3 exons. NCBI's taxonomy places the organism in Eukaryota, Viridiplantae, Streptophyta, Magnoliopsida, Malvales, Malvaceae. Gene Ontology annotation, molecular function: catalytic activity.